Molecule: messenger RNA, 5563 nt
Organism: Larimichthys crocea (large yellow croaker)
Lineage: Eukaryota; Metazoa; Chordata; Actinopteri; Sciaenidae
Product: mitochondrial import inner membrane translocase subunit tim16
Exons: 28
Coding region: 255-3044 (929 amino acids)
Biological process (GO): protein import into mitochondrial matrix
Cellular component (GO): TIM23 mitochondrial import inner membrane translocase complex
Molecular function (GO): protein binding
Source: RefSeq, a predicted model, not a curated record
UUUCUUUAAGGCGAUCAUGUCAAUGUGCGCAUGUUUUAGUACCCGGGGUACCAGGGUAGACUAAGUGCUUUAAAAAAAGCAACGCUCCCGCCCUAACGGUGCGCUCCGUGGAGCAAAGCGAGCGUACACCGGCGCGGCCAAACUGAGCUGUCAGCUGUAAAAGCAGCUAGUCCUUCUCUCUGCCGAGUACCGAGCAGCUCAACAGAGACAGAGACACCCGGAAGGCACGAAAGUCAAUUUGAGAGGGGGGAAGCAUGAAUCGUUUUAAGACCUCCAAAUUCAAAAACACCACGCCGAAAAUUGCCAAGAAAGAUGACUGGAUCAACAAUGUUCGAGCUGGUUCCUUCUCCUGCCAGGGAAACCACAUCAAAGCCAGCUCCAAGCUGGUGGCCUUCAACGCUGAGCAGGCUGGUGGAGGUAUGCUUGGCCUGUCCUCAGUCAAACCUGGUUCAGAUGGACAAUGGACAGUCACCCAGUUUUCCUGCCAUUCUGAUCUGGUGACUGAUAUGGACUUUUCUCCUUUUGAUGAAAGUCUCUUGGCGACAUGCUCUGCAGAUGAAACGGUGAAGCUGUGGCAUUUGUGUGAUCCAGAGCUGCAGCAGUCCGGCAGCCCGGAGCUAACCCUCCGUCCAGGUCAGGGAAGGCUGGAGUUGGUGCUUUUCCACCCCACCUCCUCUGCUUUGCUUGCUGUUGGCUCCAACAAGUCCCCCCUAAUUUGGGACACCAACCGCCAGGAUGCACCACUAGCAGUUCUGGAGCAGCACAGCGACCAGCUGCAGAGUCUGAGCUGGAAACGGGACGGUUCUCUUUUGGCUACCUCCUGCAAGGACAAGAUGCUACGAGUGUUUGACCCCAGAGCCCAGCUGACACCUGUUCAGAGUGCCAAGAGCCUUCAGAGCAACAAGGAUUCAAGGAUCCUGUGGGCCAAAGACGACUUUUUACUCACCACCGGCUUUGAUAUGAUGCGUAGUCGGGAGGUGAGGCUUUGGGACAGCAGGAAGUUGAGCUCUUCGCUCAGCUCGGUGACACUCAGCACUUCCAGUGGGACGCUGAUCCCUCUCUUUGAUGAUGACACUGGUCUGCUCAUACUGGCUGGCAUGGGAGACACUGUGGUUGAUUGCUUUGAAGUGUCCUCUGAGCCUUCACUCUCGCAAGUGAGUCACUGUCUUAUGGACACCUCAACACGAGGAGUUGCCAUGGUGCCCAAAUGGACAUUGGAUGUCACGUCCUGCGAAGUGAUGCGCGUGCUUCAGCUGACUGACAGCUGCAUUGUGCCAAUCAGCUAUCAAGUCCCUCGCAAGCAUACAGGCCAGGAGUUUCAUGAAGACCUUUACCCAGAUACUGUAGGCACAACUCCUGCCAUGUCUGCUGAGGAGUGGUGGCAGGGAGGAAACAAGCAGGUGGAGAAAGUCAGCCUCCACCCAGACAAACAGCCCAAACAAAAGGCUCCAGCAGCGAAACCGAUGCCUGCAAAGAAGGAGCUGGCCAGCGGAGGGAGCAAAGAGGAUCCAGCACGUGGCUGCUCCGCCUCCAGUAGUCCUUUGAGCACUCCCAGCAGCAGUGCUGCCCCGUCCCGCUCUCCCUCCUCUACCUCCGGCCUGUCCUCUGGCUUCCUCCCAAGCCCCAGUCCAAGCCAGAGCGCCAAGGCCAUCCAAAGCAUGCUGGGACCAAUGUCCAAGUUCCGUCACAUCAAGGGUACAGUGAUGCAUCGGGACACACACAUCACUAACAUGCGUGGCCUCAACCUGACUACACCCGGCGAGUGUGACGGCUUCUGUGUCAACCGUCAUCGUGUGGCAGUGCCCCUCGCCAUCUCUGGGGGCCAGAUUGCCGUCUUCGAGCUCUCUCAGCCUGGCAGAGUGCCAGACACAGCUCUGCCCACCAUCCAGAACUCUGUCAAUGUGGUUGACUUCGCUUGGGACCCCUUUGACACACAUCGGCUUGCUGUGGCUGGUGAUGAUGCAAAAAUCCGGGUGUGGCAGGUACCAGAAGGAGGGUUGAAGGAGACACUGACUGAGCCUGAUCUCAUCUUGCAAGGCCACACUGAGAAGAUUUAUUCCAUAAAGUUCCACCCCUUGGCCAGCGGACUGCUGGUGUCUUCAUCCUACGAUCUCACAGUCAGACUGUGGAACCUGGAGAGCGGAGAUGAGGUCAAAAUCCUCACUGGACACGAGGAACAGAUCUUUGGCAUGGCGUGGAGCCCGGAUGGAAAGUUGCUGGCCACAGUGUGCAAAGAUGGGAAAGUUCGCAUCUAUGACCCCCGCAAGUCCACUGCACCGGUGCAGGAGGGUCCAGGUCCUGAGGGCCACAGGGGAGCUCGUGUGGUCUGGGUGUGUGACGGCAAGUACCUGUUGGUGUCAGGAUUUGACAGUCGCAGUGAGAGAGCACUCUACCUGUACUCUGCUGACUCCCUGUCCACUGGAGCCACAGCCAGUACUCUUAUGGGCGUUGCCCCCUCCACACUCAUCCCUUUUUAUGACCCUGACACCAGUGUGAUCAUCCUCACGGGAAAGGGUGAUACCAGAGUGCACAUUUAUGAGAUUGUCCCUGACGCUCCACACUUUAUUGAGUGCAGCAGUUAUCACUCUCAGGAGCCACAUAAGGGCUUGGCCUUUUUGCCCAAAACAGAGUGCAACGUGCGUGAUGUGGAGAUAGCCAGAGGCCUAAUUCUCACCAAGACAAGCAUAGAGCCAGUGGCCUUUUCGGUGCCACGGGUCAAGAAAGAGUUUUUCCAGGACGACCUGUACAUAGACACAGCAGUCUGUUGGGAACCGGCUCUGACUGCCUCCGCCUGGCUGUCUGGCAUCAACGGCAAACACAAGAAGAUCAGCUUGAAGCCUAAAGACAUGACACCAGUGAGCGAGGCCCCCAAAGAGGCUCCAGUUAGGAAAUACCUGCCUUCAUCUGUUUACCUGGAGGAGAAGACUGAUGAACAGAAGAAAGAUGAGCUGCUCAGUGCCAUGGUGGCUAAGUUGGGGAAUAUGGAUGACCCACUGCCGCAGGAGUCCUUCGAGGGGGUUGAUGAGGACGAGUGGGAUGACUAGAGAGGACGUCAUCUUGCCUUUGGUUCAAUCAUGGUGCCAACAGCAGAGAGGAGAGAAGAGAUGAAAUGUCAAGUUGCCAUUUGUGUGUCCGAUGAUGCCACCCGCACAACUUCUGAGCUUAAUCAGCUAACAUCUCAGCCUAGCGCACAUACGCAAAGAAUACUGUAAAAUGUGAAAGUAUAAAUGAUUUCGGAAAACAGAAUCACAAAACCUAUAACGCCUCCUGAUAUCAGUAUGUAUCACAACAUCUGUUAAGGUUUAGAAAAUCAACUGUCAUGUUGUUCAUCAUGUCAGACUGCAUGCAAUUUGAUAAGAAAAUCAUUUUCAGCUGUAAUUCUUUAAUAUUUCAGAAAUUAUUCUGGGAUAAAUCUGAUGAUGAUCAAAGAGUAUGUGACAUAUUUCGAUAAGAAAUCUCACCAAGAUACAACAGUAAAUUUCCUGUGUAUAUAUAGUAUAACUGUACUUACAUACAUCAUAUUUCCAGUCUAAGUCAAUACAAGUUGAAUGAAAUACCUGGCAAUCAUAGCAAUAAUACUUCCGCUUUAUGCUACCUUACCAGUUACAUGGAUGACAAAUAACGGAUUUUAGCACAGUAUCUCUUUUUGUCUGUGGUUUAAAGCAUGAUAAUGAUAUUGGUCUCUUCUUGUGCCCAGUCUGUUAUUAUCUCAAGAUACCAGGUUGUGUACCAUUGCAUACAAAGUUGUUAUCUAUGCGAACAUUUACCUCCACAGUGGACCACUGCUUACUUUUUCUACUGGCCAGUCAUAUGAGCAUGCUCAGUCACUCUGUGUCUUUGAAACAUGUAAUGUAAAAAAAAAAAAAGAAAAAAAGAUAAUGAUCACAAUAAGUAAGUGAACAUAUGGAAACCCUGAGCGGUAAGUAAGGGAAAAAGAUUCUGGUGAUCCAUUUUCUCUCCUCUGUUUAUGACUUAGGGUUAGGACAAGCCAAAAAAAGUUUUACCUGCACAAUAAGAUAACAUUUUAAAAGUUUCUUAAAAGUUUUCUUUGUCAGGAUGAUUUGUUGAUGUGCACCGCUACCCAUGUUAGAAAUAGUAAAAUAAUUCAGUUUUCUUUACAGUGGCAAAUAAAAAAAUAUAAAAAAUAAACAUUAGUAUCUUAAUAAGGUGUGCCAUGUGCUACCACAACAGCUUCAAUGCUCCUUCCCUCAUUUGAUGAUAGUAGUGGAGAGCGUUGUCUAAUGAAAUAUUCUAUAGGGGUUCAACUGGGUUGAAAUACGGUGACUGCUAAAGCAAUAGCAUAUGAUUCACAUCAUUUUCAUACUCAUCAAACUAUUCAGCGACCCCUUGUAACCUGGAUGGCAUCUAUAUUCACGUUUCACCACUCAUCUUGUGUCAACGUGGCUGUAUAUUGUGUGUUAGCAGGUUAUGUAACAUUACUGUCAUUUCACAGAUGAAAAGAAAAAUAUUUUUUCUUUGAUUUUAAGUCAAUUUAGACAAUUUAGAAAAUGGAUCACCAGAUUUAUUUUCUCUUGCCUCUUGGGGCUUCCAUAUAAACAUUAUGUACAUUAUCCAAAAAAACUAUAAAAAAAACUUUGUCUUCCUGUUUGGUCAGGUAAAACACACAAAAAACACACACAGACACACGAUUACUGUAACGUGUUCAAGCCUUUAGCAGCAAAAACCAUACUGAGGAUACAUCAGGGUCACCAGUGUUCAUGUUUGGCCAUGAACUGGAAUUUCUAAUGACAGCGACAUUAAGUUCUUUUUUUUUUUUUUUGUUAGCCAAUGAUAGAAUAAGAUGCCAUUUUAACAUGAUAAUGUUUUACUGUAUGUGUACAAUCUCUAUUAAGUUGAAUGUUUUGCCUUCCAGUUGACAUAUAAUUGUCUUUAUAAGUAGGGGUUAAAGGUCAAUGAAACGCAUGUGCAUUGAAAGCCAAACCAGAGGGGCCUUUAUUUACUCUGAGAUGAUUUCCUGACUUUUGUUUCUUGCUUGCUGGGCAGUUUUUUAAUCAUGAUCUUUGUUGGUUUUCAGACUGUUUGGGGAUUCUCCUCAUUUAAAUGAGCUCAUUUUCUUAUCUAAUGUUUACUAAUAAUAAGUAAUCAUAGUGUUAAUUAGACAAUAAUAGUACAGUAUUAAUAACUUACAAUGCAGCCAUAACAGCCAUCAUGUAAUUUACCAAUCAGGGCUACAGCAAUAUCGUUAACAAUAAUCCAGGCUUGAACCCACCAAGUUUGUUUACAACCUCUGAUGGACUGAAGUAAACCAUCGAUUCAGCCACGCGAGAUCGUGCACAUCAUGUUGUACACAUGAACUGCAGGUGUCGUUGCAGUGUUUGUGUGAUGUGUACUAUAUGUGCUUGUGAUUCUCAAAUGCCACACUUUGUAAUGUUUGGAUUGGAUUAACUUGCCUUCCAUUGUGUUAAAGAAAAAAAGGGGAACUUCGUUUUUAUACAGUGAGUAAAGCAUUGUUGUUGUUGUUUUGUUCUGUUUUACUUGCAUAACGGUUUGUGGAUUUUUUUUUUCAAUACUGUCUUGCAAUAAACACCUUUUGAACCCAUUA